Messenger RNA from Rodentolepis nana, 399 nucleotides. Lineage: Eukaryota; Metazoa; Platyhelminthes; Cestoda; Cyclophyllidea; Hymenolepididae. The record is from the annotation of a GenBank genome assembly.
UCUUGCAGCGGAGUUCAUUGGGUCGAGUGGCAAUAUCCCUACACCGAAUCGGUCAGCACUCGAAUUCACAUUCCCUUAGAUCUCUUGAAAAAGCGCCUUCUCGACACUGAGCUUGAUGAUAUGACAAGAAGUCAAUUGUCACUCUCACCUCUGCAUCGCAGCGCCUCCUCCUCCUCCACCACCCCUUCCACUAUCUCUCAAUUCCAAUCUGCAGAAGUGGUCACACUUGCCUGCUCUAACAACUGCAGAAUCGCUAUUGCUUGUAUUGCCGAUCCUAUGUCUCCUCUAUUGAUCGCAAUUUAUGAGUAUGAGUCUACCGGUAAGUCUGCUAGGGUUGGGUGGUUCGGAAUGGUUGUUGGAAGAUAUCAUCAUCCCUUCUACGGCUCUUCGUCCACAUGA